Anopheles moucheti is the source of this 2277-nucleotide messenger RNA. RefSeq names its product GRB10-interacting GYF protein 2-like. The transcript is spliced from 6 exons. The annotation marks the transcript as partial. NCBI's taxonomy places the organism in Eukaryota, Metazoa, Arthropoda, Insecta, Diptera, Culicidae. The record is from RefSeq and is a predicted model, not a curated record.
AUGGAGGGCGUUGCUGUGAGUGGAGCCACUAGCUCCAGCAAAUACGCGGCCAAGUUGGUGACUGGCUGUGGAGGGUCGCCGUCGAGCGAGGUGCGACGCAUGAUCAGCGAAGCAAAGCUUGACAACGAGACGCUUCUCACGGUCGUUAAGAAGCUGGAGGAGCAGGUGUCGCUCCUGCGUGUACAGCUUGAAACGGCGGCCGAGCAGGCUCGGCAGGACCUGCGUGAGGCGCGUCUCGAGGCGCGACAACGGGAGGAGCGGCUGAUUGCCGAUAACCUGCAGCUGCGGGAAGAGCUGCGAAAGGAGCGGGAGCUGCUCACGACGCUGGUGGCGCAGUCCAUCGGCCAUAACCAGCCUCUGCAGCAACAGCAAGGUGUGGCCAGUACGUCUGGUGCGCAACGUGGAGGUCAGGCGCAACAGCGUCAACGGAAAAUAAAGCUGGAUGCUAUCGAGAUUGCACCAGCGGAGGGCCAGAGCUGGGACGAGGUGUACCAGCUGGUACGAGCAGCUCCUGAGUUACAGCGUUUCAACAGCCAGCUGGGGGUCGGACGUCGGACCAUGCGUUCGCGGCUGGUAAUGGACGUGGAGAAGGGAGCCGAUACGGCUGCGAUCCUGAAAUGCGUGCAGGAGGUGUGCGCUCGGGGAGACCAGCCAGCUGCCGCCAGACUGGUGACACCAAUGGUGGAGGUCCGGGUCGACGCUAUUGACCCUUUAGCGAAGGAGCAGGACGUGGCGCUGGCUCUAGCCAGCCUUGCACAGUCGCAGGUGGAGGAGUCUGCCGUGCAGCUGCGAAAAGCCUGGAACGGAACGAAGGUGGCGUUCGUUCGCGUUCCGGAGAAGGCGGCGGAGCAGUUGAAGGACCGACAUGUACUGAUAAACUCCAGCAAAUACGCGGCCAAGUUGGUGACUGGCUGUGGAGGGUCGCCGUCGAGCGAGGUGCGACGCAUGAUCAGCGAAGCAAAGCUUGACAACGAGACGCUUCUCACGGUCGUUAAGAAGCUGGAGGAGCAGGUGUCGCUCCUGCGUGUACAGCUUGAAACGGCGGCCGAGCAGGCUCGGCAGGACCUGCGUGAGGCGCGUCUCGAGGCGCGACAACGGGAGGAGCGGCUGAUUGCCGAUAACCUGCAGCUGCGGGAAGAGCUGCGAAAGGAGCGGGAGCUGCUCACGACGCUGGUGGCGCAGUCCAUCGGCCAUAACCAGCCUCUGCAGCAACAGCAAGGUGUGGCCAGUACGUCUGGUGCGCAACGUGGAGGUCAGGCGCAACAGCGUCAACGGAAAAUAAAGCUGGAUGCUAUCGAGAUUGCACCAGCGGAGGGCCAGAGCUGGGACGAGGUGUACCAGCUGGUACGAGCAGCUCCUGAGUUACAGCGUUUCAACAGCCAGCUGGGGGUCGGACGUCGGACCAUGCGUUCGCGGCUGGUAAUGGACGUGGAGAAGGGAGCCGAUACGGCUGCGAUCCUGAAAUGCGUGCAGGAGGUGUGCGCUCGGGGAGACCAGCCAGCUGCCGCCAGACUGGUGACACCAAUGGUGGAGGUCCGGGUCGACGCUAUUGACCCUUUAGCGAAGGAGCAGGACGUGGCGCUGGCUCUAGCCAGCCUUGCACAGUCGCAGGUGGAGGAGUCUGCCGUGCAGCUGCGAAAAGCCUGGAACGGAACGAAGGUGGCGUUCGUUCGCGUUCCGGAGAAGGCGGCGGAGCAGUUGAAGGACCGACAUUCGGUGAACCCGGACAUGGUCGAACUGCGAAAGGUGCUCGGGGAAAUGUCCCUCGCCAAUGAGCAGCUUCGGGCCAUGGUGAAGGAGCUGCAGCAAGAGCUGGUGAUGCUGCGACAGCGUACCGUGGCCAACGAAGAUAUGGCCCGGGAGGAGCGGAAGCUGGCCCGCGAAGAAUUUAAGCUGGCGCAAGAGAAAUUCCACCAGGAGCUGCAGUGGAAUAAGGACCAGGCCCGCCAGUGGUAUGAAGAGACGCAGCGUCUCAGAGGCGAGCUGGCAAAGGAGACUGCGUGCCACCAGGAGUUGCUGGCACAGAUGCUUGGUUGCGGCGGUAACCAAGUGACAUCGCAGAGCUCCCUGCAGCAACCGCAACAGCAGCAACAACAACAGCAGCAGCAGCGGAUGACGUAUGCUAACGUGGCGGCCGAGACAUCCGGCACGCAGGCUUCCCAGGGCGGUUCUUGGACGGUGGUGGGGCCUCGUAAAGCACCGCAGAAGUCGCAGCAGCAACAACAACAGCAGCAGCUGGCCAAGCCGCGACCACAAUCUGCGGCGGCGAAGCAUUCG